Messenger RNA from Colletotrichum tamarilloi, 396 nucleotides. RefSeq lists its product as uncharacterized. The annotation marks the transcript as partial. NCBI's taxonomy places the organism in Eukaryota, Fungi, Ascomycota, Sordariomycetes, Glomerellales, Glomerellaceae. The record is from RefSeq and is a predicted model, not a curated record. The transcript has a single exon.
UGCACCCCCCUCCAUCUUCUCUACAAGUACAUACCCACCUCACCUCACACUAAAACCAUCCCUCUUCAUCCCUCAUCCCUCACUCAUCCCAUCCGGGCCAUCCCAAUCCCAAUCCCAAUCCAAUCCAAUCCAAUCCAAUCCAAAUCUAUCCUGUCUAUCCACCAUGACCAGCGAGCCAGCUCCUCACUCCUGUCCGCUUUCCCCCAGAUUGCCGCCAGUGUGCAGGUGCAGGUGCCCUGGUGGCCAGGUGCAGCGCGCGCGCGCAAGCUGCAAGCACAGACGGAGCCAAGGACGGCCCAGAUGCAAGCCCCCCCUUCACAAGUUCACGGGCUCAAAUGUCCAGGGCCGUACGGUGGUCCCACCUCUGCGCCGGUGCUCUUUUUUUCAUAUCCAUAA